CUUACAUCAGGCAAGCGCAAGCGGUUGUGUGAAUAUGAUUCACGAAUGGUACUACGUGUGAAACCCGACAUCUACUGAUGUUAGAGUUUUAAGAAUUCCUACAUCUAAAACCACUGGCAUCUACAUCUACUAUCUUUUCUCGCCAGUCCGUCGACCUAGGAACAGUGAAUAAAGAAGAACGACACGACAGAACCCAUGGCGCCCGUUUUCGGAGCAGGAGGAGAGGCAGGCUCUUGGGCGAUGCUCACGGAGGCUGAUCUUCAGUUAGAUCUGGAGGAAUUGUCUGCUAUCUCAGCAUCAGGACUUGACGACCUGCCCUCAUCUGAUUCACCAACAUCUUCAAAGGAGAAUCAGGCUGAAUUGGAGCGUAGACGAGCCGGCGCAGCUGUCGCCUAUGUAGCUGAAAAAGGCAUAAAGGAAGCAAAAGAGAGGGUAGGACGAUCCUUGUUUCGACAAGACGCAGUGUGGCUCUACUUGGCACAGAAACUGUUGGGAGCUAUGCGAGCUUCUAGUAGUAGUACCUCAUCAACAAAGAAGGAAAAUGAAGAUCAGGACGUUGCUGAACCUGAAAGGCAAACCAUCAUUGAAAAGCUAGCUCAGCAAGUACUCGCGACCGAAUCAUUACCGAUGCCCCAAGGAGAUGAAAGCGAACUGUGGUCUUUUUCAAAUGCAGCAUCAGGAGAAGGGUCUUCACCUCAGGAUGAUGACGGUUGGAUGGAUGACGAUUUUAACGGUGGACUAGGAGGUGACCAUGAUGGAAUGGUGGGAAGUACUUCAUCAAAGGGUUUUCUAGAUUGGUUUGCGAAAGCUAGUCGUGGACAGCGAGUAUUCCGACUAGAUGCCAGAACCCCAGCUGUCAAGAACCAAAUGGCUGCGACGCUGAGUGGUCAGACUAGUUUCUCCAACGAGAAACUGUGGUAUCCGAUAACGAAAGUAGAGGGUGAUGGAGUUUAUCCAACCACUUCUGCCCAAGCAAGAGACGUCGAAGCGCCAACAAGUUCAUCGGGUACAUCUUCUAGUGCUGAAAAUCGACAUAGCGAUGGCAUCGAAAACGUACAAGUUGAUGAGCAAACCCAACAAAUCUGCAAGCAACUAGGAGCUAGCGACAAACAAAACCAGAAGGAUUUGCAAAGAGACACUUUGCAGGUGAAUGGACGAACUUUUUGCAGUGCGCAGUACGCAAAAAUCGUAGAUUUUGUCAAGUCCGAAAUCUUAUUGGCUGAACAAGUAGGAGUAUCUCAGACUGGUGGAGGAGCAACUUCAUCAUAUUCUUCUCUUCGACUCGCAAAUCACGUACUUCCAGGACCCCAAGCAGCGGGUACUAGUAUCGAUGCUUCCACUCUUGUCGCGAAGCAACUGCUGAGUCGUGUGAACCGCACUUACAGUGGUGGGCUCGCUUUCGAGCAAGUGCUAGAGCAUUUUGGCCAAGCAAACGGGGUUUUAGUAGCACCGGACAGCGCUAGCGCGCAACCUCUAGAGCUCUUCUGCGCCAGAAACGUAGCGGUUGGCAGGGCACACACGCGCUACCGACUUCUCCUAGAGGACUUGUCAGAGGGAACGAAGAGUUUAGGAUGGAUUGAUGCACAUUUCGUGUUUGUGGCCAAAUAUGGGAUCAACAUUAGGAAGUCAUCAGAACAAGCAAAAAAUCCUGAAGAAAGCCCAAAUCAGAAGAAACAGGAAGAUGACGAUCCCUGGGGAGACUUUGCCAUGGACGACGACCCACCGCACUGCGUCCAACAUGUAGAUGUGUCUUCGCCCACGCCCGAAAAGAACGCCCAACCCCAAGAAGAAUUCGAAAUAGAAAUAGUACGUGAAACCCUGUACCUUGAAUGUUCAGCACCUGACACGGUCUAAUUUUCUAAACCCCAUUCAUGAUCAUCGCUAUCCUCGCGUAUCAUACUAACUUUCACUCGUUGUAUCCAUGGUUUGAAACAUCAGAAGCGCAA
Messenger RNA from Amoebophrya sp. A25, 1946 nucleotides. The record is from the annotation of a GenBank genome assembly. Lineage: Eukaryota; Dinophyceae; Syndiniales; Amoebophryaceae.